AUGCCACACUCCGCGCGAGUCUGCACCGAGGGAUCCCCGCAAAUUCUAGGGUUGGCUACAGCCCAAAACUUAAAGCAGGGGCCGCUCCGGGUCGCUGAAGCCCGCAAGAAAGAUGACUGCUUCAUAAGAGAGUCCCUGAAAGUUGGCGCCUUCGCAAUCAAUGGGAUCGAGGUGCACAUAACCUAUUCUCAUCAGGCAGGCCACUUCUUCAACAUGGCCAGAGUUGCAGUUGUCAUUGUGGAUGCUUCUAAAAAGGAUUCAGAUGGGAAGGCAAUGGGAUUCAUCCUACGCGAAUUGACGAGACAGAAGGAGCAUUUCGACGAGGUGCACAUGCAUGCACGUGUCGUAGUCAAGCGCGAAGCUCUGCGAAAGAAGAGUGAAGCAGAAGUCCAACGUAUCAUCGCAGAGGAAGAGGGACGUGCGAUGGCUCUUUUGCAGGUUUGCUUCGAAAAGGAUGGGGGAAUUGUCAAUAAAGUUACGUAUGACGCCACACUUUGCGAGGAGGGCCAGCUAGAGGACUACAUCAUUGAGGUCGUGCAGAGGAAGGGGGUGGCAAUCGACGUCCUUGUGCUUGGCUUCAAAUUUGAGGACUCCAAUAGGACCAGGUUCUUGAGCAGCUUGCAUGCUGUUCCAGGUGCCGCGAUUGGCCCAGGCAAAAAGGCCGAAACUAUGCUGGAGCGCCUCUCAGAAGACGCGCAGUGCUCAGUGUUCCACGUCUACAAGGAUGGUCCCAAACUCAAACGGGUCAUGUACACUGGCCCAAGGCGGACCCUUUCAGAGGUGCCUUCAGAGGGGGAGAUUGUAGACCCCCGUGAAGCCUCCUGCAGCGGAAGCUUCCCCAGCACGCCUCGACAGCGCCCCAACGGUCUCCAAGCGUCUCUCAGCCUUCCAGGGCAGGGCCCGAUCAGCCCCCCCAUUUCGGGGCACUUCCAACCCGCCUCCUAUUCCGUCCCCCCGGGCAGCCACUUCCCCCAGUCUGCAGUGUUCCACCAAGUGCCCGGUGGCUAUGUCCCGGGGCCGCAUCUCUUCCCGGCCGUCGUAAGGAGCCCCGGUCACACCGGACCAGUCGCCCUUCCACCGGGCUAUCAAUACGUGGUGGUCCAAAAUGGCUUUUCCCCCGGUCAUGGAGGAGCGUCGGCACCUCCGCUGUACGCCUCCCACAACUCUCCGCCCCAGUUUGUGUCAGGCAACUCUUCCGCUGGAUCUCCCCACGGUUCCCCUGCACCCGGCUACGGUCACAACCAUCCGGCGGGGGGCUUCCAGCCCCAUGUUUUCGGGGGGGAGUUCGUCCCAGGCCACGUCGGGGGAUCGGUUUAUCCACCCGGUUUCGGGGCGGCGCAAGGCAGCGGUUACUCUGUCGCACAGCCGAGCGGGCUGCAUCCGAGCUCCGGGGAAGAUUCAGCCGGGCGUGCUAAUCCAGGCGAUGCCCGGCAGAGCAACGGACAGCACCUGACACAAUACCAAACCGUGCCUGCACCGCCGGCGAGGGCAAAUCAAGAGCGAGCUUCGGGGGCGCGUGAGCUGCAGGCAUAUGAAAGUUACAGUCUCCAACAGCUGACCGACGCUACAAACGGCUUCAGCCGAGAACUAGGGGGUGGCGGAUUUGGGACGGUGUACCUAGGCACUCUCAUGGGUACACAGGUGGCCGUCAAGAAGAUGAACCCCGAGGGACUUCAGGGCCCGGAGCAAUUCGAGUGCGAGGUGAAGCUGCUCACCACGCUGCGCCACCGGAACAUCGUCAUCCUGAUGGGCUGCUGCCCAGAGGCGUUCUGCCUCGUCUACGAGUACUGCGCCCAGGGAUCCCUCGAGACCAGGCUGGCCGACGAGACCCGCCCCCUGCCGUGGUUCGCCAGGGUGCGGAUCAUGCUGGAGAUCGCGACAGCUGUCCUGUGGAUGCACAAGCACGGCUUCAUCCACUGCGAAAUUAAGCAGGCCAACAUGCUGCUGGACGAGAGCGACACCGCCAAGCUGGGCGACGUGGGCAUCUCCAGGAUGAUCCCCUCGCGGGAAGCGCGGACCGCCCGGCUCACGGGGGCGCUGACGGAGGGCCUGCGGACGAACUCCACCGUCCGGGGCUCCUUUGGUUACGUGGACCCAGCGCUGUUCGACGGCUACCCCCUCGAGGCACGCAGCGACGUGUACGCGCUCGGUGUGUGCCUGCUGCAGCUGCUGACCAAGCGGGCUGCGGGCGCCGUGAAGCGGGAGGUGAAGCAAGCGUACGUCAGCAGGACCAUGCCCGGGAUUCUGGACCGGAGCGCGGGAGACUGGCCCCUGGAGACCGUGGUUGAGGAUCUAACAAACCUUGGCCUCCGGUGCACCGAGUAUGACCAAGACAAUCGACCAGACCUGGAGUCCGAGAUCAUUCCGGUUCUGUCCCGCCUGAAUGACCUGGGGAAGGCAGCCGAGCGCCAGGAACUAGAGAGCCUGCGCCGCGCGGCCGCGAAAAUGGCCGCCCUCCGAGCGCCCGGGGCGCGCCCCCGGGACAACAGUGACAUCAUGGAGAGUAACUUCUGCUGUCCGAUCAGUCAGGAGAUCAUGGAAGAUCCGGUCGUGGCGGCUGAUGGGCACACGUACGAGAGGAGCCAGAUCCAGACGUGGCUGGCAAGGUACCGCACGUCUCCCGUGACGGGCGCGCCUCUGCCAAACACGAACCUGCUUCCCAACCAUACCGUCAAAAGCGCAAUCUUGGAGUGGAGGCAAAGAACCGGGGGCUAGAUUGGUCGAGGAUAAGAAGGGCUGGAAUGGAUGAGAUGGCCCACUACUGGUUGCAACUAUUGUUUCCAAAAUAUUUCAUUGAUGACCCUUUCCCAGAGCAGAAAGUUGUGGCGCUCAAACGAGCCUGGGUGGGCAAAGACCCUAAGGGGUUGUAGAUACUGGAACGGGCCCGGACUGUAGACAAAUAUUGUACCGUUGUAUGUAUGAUUAGUACGGGGUUAUUGCAACAAACAAUUCUAGCUAGAAGUGUUUGGCAAAGACGAAGCCCAAAGCCUGUAUAUUGUAAGAAAGAGCCACGGUCGGCUCCAUAGUGAUGAACAGUGGCUCUCGAGCUACAGUAGUAUUGUGCGUAUAUCAGUGGGACUAGUAAAAGGUUGAAGUUGCCAGUACUACAAGGCGCCGUAUCUAUAUCACGUUGCCAGGAGUCCUGGAAGACGUUGACAGUGAGUGACGCAAUCACCUGACAGAUGUCUGUACUUAUUUGAAAGAGAAAGCUGUAACAGUUUGUAGAGGCAGUUAAAAUCCACGUUCACACGUCAAUCAAUUGAUC
Klebsormidium nitens is the source of this 3265-nucleotide messenger RNA. The record is from the annotation of a GenBank genome assembly. Lineage: Eukaryota; Viridiplantae; Streptophyta; Klebsormidiophyceae; Klebsormidiales; Klebsormidiaceae.